AUAAUCGGUCAGAGUAGUCUCAGUGCCGCAGAGAAACGGCAGUUCAACUUCAACAUCAGCCAGCAGCAGUCAUCUCUCCGAAGAGCUCCGGGAACAUUAAAUCGACUAAGUUCCAAAUUAUUUUUGGACUUAGAAAAUAUUUCUGAAGUGAACCAACGAUUAAAAAUACAGUUUUCGUUCGAUAUAUAUAUAUUUAUUAAUUUUGUUUCUCUCGGAAAUCCAGAAAAGAAAACGUCAAUAAGUGAAAUAACAAAAAAAAAACUUUAUUCAAAAAGACUACGGAAAACGUAUCAUCCAUCCAGCCAAGCAGCCGUCCAGAUAGCGACCCAAAGGACUAAUUAUAAAAGAAAUAACGAAAACAAGGUUUCCAUAAUUGGAAGUCCAGAAUUGAAUAUUCAAGGAAACGCAUACAUCAGAGCUAUCAAUCAAAGUGAUCAAGAUUUGACCUUGCCUACGCCUGUGAUUAAGAUGGGCCAGUGUAGUUGGUUAACAUGUAGAGGAGAGACUGAUGCACAGCGCGAACUGAUCCGCGAAAACAAUUUUCAAGAAGAGCCUAAUUCUCAUAUUCAAAAACUCGACUAUCUAAGUCACAAGCCAAAUUGGUUCGCAAGUCCACCUCUCGAUACUAUUCCCAUUAAUGUAGUCUCAAGCGAUAAACUCACUGCUGAACGUGCAAAAUCUAUACAAAACCUCCUCUAUCUCGAUCAUUUGACUGAAACAGAAAAUACUGUAAUUACUGAACUCAUUAGCCAACACCAAGACCUUUUUGUUCUUAAUGGCGAAGCUUUAGGUGCUACAAAUGCUAUUUUUCAUCAAAUUAAUACAAUAGAUGACGUACCUGUAUUCAAACGACAAUAUAGAUUCCCUCCUAUUCACAAAGACGAAAUUAUAAAACAAUGUACAGAAUUAGAGGCAAGAGGUAUAAUUAAACCAUCCGAUUCGCCCUAUAGUUCUCCCAUUUGGAUAGUUCCGAAAAAGGAAGAUUCCUUAGGAAAUAAAAGAUGGAGAAUGGUAAUUGACUACCGAUCUCUCAAUGAAAAAACCAUCGGGGACGCCUACCCUCUCCCAAACAUUAAUGAAAUAUUAGACCAGUUGGGAAAUGCCCAAUAUUUCUCAAGCUUUGACCUUGCUAGUGGAUUCCAUCAAAUCCCUAUUCAUCCUAAUGACACACAUAAAACCGCAUUCUCUACACCCUAUCAGCACUAUGAGUUUACGCGCAUGCCCUUCGGUCUCAAAAACGCACCCCCAACAUUCCAAAGAAUGAUGGAUAAAGUCCUAAUUGGAUUACAGGGUAAAGAAUUAUUCGUCUACAUGGAUGAUAUAGUGAUCUAUUCUCAGACUCUUGAAGAGCAUGUUCGAAAGUUUCAAAAUUUAAGUGAGCGCUUACGAAAGGCUGGUUUGCAACUCGAACCGGAUAAAUGUCACUUUUUAAAGAAAGAGAUCAAUUAUCUGGGACACAUUAUAUCAUCUGAUGGAGUACGUCCGGAACCAAAAAAAUUAACAGCUGUCCAAAAUUUUCCAAGACCAACCAAUCAGAAAAAUAUCAGACAAUUUCUUGGCCUAACCGGGUAUUACCGUCGAUUCAUCCCAAAUUAUGCAAAAAUCGCCAAACCUUUAACCUCUCUCCUAAUGAAAGACAAGAAAUUUCAAUGGGGCGACGAGGAAAACAAAGCCUUUAGUAAUUUACGGAACGCGCUGUGCAAAUCUCCCAUACUGCAAUAUCCAGAUUUCACCAAGGAGUUUGUAAUCACGACAGAUGCUUGCGGAUACGGCAUUGCCGGAAUUCUCAGUCAAGGAGAGAUUGGUAAAGAUCUUCCAAUUGCCUAUAUCUCAAGAGUAUUAGGAAAAUCAGAAAGAAAUUACUCAACUAUAGAAAAGGAAAUGCUUGCUAUCAUUUAUGCGGUAAACUACUUUCGACCUUAUGUCUACGGUCGGAAAUUUACAUUAGUUACAGACCACAGGCCUUUGACGUGGAUUAAUUCGGUGUCGUCGCCAAAUUCUAGAAUUGUUAGGUGGAGACUAAGUAUGCAGGAUUUUGAUUACCGAAUAGUAUAUAAACCAGGGUUAGUGAACGCAAAUGCUGAUGCUUUAUCUAGAAAUAUUCCAUUUAAUAACGAAACAGAAUGCGACAACGAUGAUACUUUGUUAGAUAUAAAAAGAAUUUUCACGAUUGAUUCUGACACCUCUUCUAGUGAUUCAAUAUUUACGGCCCCAGCAAAACGAAAAAAGAAAGAGGUAACAAAAGCACUGACGAAAAGAUCUCGUGUGGGAAGCGAUGAUAUUGAUAUAGCAGUAGAUAACAGCACGAAAUCAGAGGACAGUGAGAAUGUAGGUAGAAAUAAAAGAAGUAAUAUAGCUGACGAAGAUAUCACGCAACAGACAGGCUCAAGUAGCGCGACGGAAAUCUUAGCCGAACAUCCGGCAUCUGAACCCCUGAUAUCACCUGAAGGAAAUGACUCAGAUAACGAACAUAAUCACAGUGAGCUAUCCAGUAACGGUGGAUUAGCGGAGAGCGAACGCAGCUCUGAGUCAUAUCCUGCAAGCGUUGCAAAUAAUCAAGACAUCGACCCAUCCCACUAUUUACCCCCAGCCGCUUGUGAUGAAAUAGAUGAAACAUUUUUUGAUGACGGGUCUCUAGGGUUAGCAGACUUUACUGAAAUUAUGUCCGACAUGUUCAUAUUCCCAGAGGAUGCACAAGAUAACAACUCGACUGAUAUACUCAGAACAGACCCUAUUAGCAAUCAAGAGAAUGAAGCAGUUGUGGUCGAUGUACCUGACUCAGAUGAUUCAAGCGAUUCGAGCGAAGAAAUAUUCCCAACAGCUCGCGUUCCAUUCGAGAAUCAACGACAAAGGGAAAAUAAAGAAAGACUACCACCAAAUUCGCGAAUAAUUUCGGAUCAGGUAAUUGAAUGUCGUGACAAUUUAGCCAUGCGACAAGACAAUUAUCUUAUCUUUACUUCUAUUAGGGGUGAAGCUUGCGAUAAUGGAGCUCUGGAAAUACUGCAUACAAUCGAUUGUCCGAUCAAUGAUCUCACUUUACUCCGUGUAAAAGUUAUACCUUAUAAGAAAAAACUUACCCUCAUCCUACCCCUGCGUAAUAAUAGGAACAACAUAGUGGUCGAAGAAGACAUUCGCGAAGGGUUACAAUCUGUUCACAACGCAAUAAUUGAUCUCAAUAUCAAAUCAAUUAGCAUAGCUAAGACUGAUCAAUUCGACGACGUCCCAUGGAAUAUAAUAGAACAAAUCCUAGUAGAUACAUUUGCACCAAUUGAUGUAAAAAUUACAAUUUGCACGCAAGAAGUCAUAAUCCCCAAUGAGCAUGACCGAUCCGAGAUCACAACAUCCUCACCUAAAAAAAUCACGCUCCAUUCACUGUCACCUGCAACUCACGCUACGCUACACGUACUACCGUCAUCUAAUCAAGGAUUAGUCAGCACCACCCCAGUUAUGAAAAUCCCGCACAUCUCUACUAGCACGUCAAACCCUGCUAUCAAUCAUCAAAAUACACCUGGCCCAUUAUCUACACACAAUAUCACCGAUGUAUCCAUUCCAACAGGCGCUUCACACGAAAACCAUUGCAGUUCACACCAACCAAGCACCUCAUCAACUAUGAGGAAUCACCUAAUCGUGAUGCCUGAUCCAACUCACUCCGACGAAACGUAUGUCUUACAUCCUCUUGACGAUGAACCUGCUAGAUAUGUUAUCAAUGUCUUCCCCAACGACCCAAGGUAUAGGGUGUAUACAGGCCUUGACAUAAACAAUAAAAGACCCUCACAAACACCUCUCAUCUUCUACGCCGCAUCAAUGGACACAACAACACCCAACAAGUCGACCUAUCACAUUGAUGAACAUGACCCUCGACAUGAUCGUUACUGUCCUACAACUGUGCCUGAAACCCCAACGCAAAUACCAGUAAUACCACCACCACGACCUGUCACUCCAUAUAUCCCCAAAUAUAUUAAUCCCAACCCAUCAACCCUUCCGAACCCGUACAUCAUUCUUGAAAGACUAGAGUCACUUCAACCUACCUAUAAGCCUACUCCUAUACCUACGCUUGAAGGACGAAGAAAACAAUAUGCUACUGCAAAUGAGGACGAAUUCUUAGAGAUGAAGGAAAAAUUAGAAGAAAAAAAGCAAAGGUUGGCGGAUGUGUUUAAAAUUAUAAUCACAGACGCAUCUUCACGCUUUGGUUUCUUUAAUCACUCAAAAGGCUUAAAUCUUCACCACCCAUUGACAACAGCUCUCAAACCUCACAUUAAAAAUUGGCUUUAUCAUUCAACAGGAAAUGGACAGGACCAUCUACUGAAAAUCGCCGGAGGGGCUAAACCCGUGAGCCACCUGAAAUUUAUAGAAGCAGAUGUGAAACGAUUUCUUGGAAAAUUGAAUAUCCAGAUACUGCAAAACUCAAUCAGCGAAGAUAUACACGUAAUAAUACUAGAAAACACCAACCCAGAAAUCAUCGAAAUGGCGUUUGGAGAAUCAGGAAUGGACAGACACACGAAUGAGCGCCCUCGUAUGAUUAGGAUAUGGAGACACCCCAAUAAAGAAAUCUUAGAGGCGAGGAAAAGGAAACACCGAAUAUUAAUUAUCGCGAGACAAUUGCAAAAGAAAGUAGAAAAAAUGCAUAAAUUAUUAGAUGUAUUUAAACAAUAUUGCGAAGCGAAAAUCGACGAAAUAGAAAAUACCGAUAGUCACGAAGAAUUGGAGGAGAUUUCGGCGGACGAAAUAGAUACAGAUAAUGAUAGCAGAUAA
Molecule: messenger RNA, 4752 nt
Organism: Diachasmimorpha longicaudata
Lineage: Eukaryota; Metazoa; Arthropoda; Insecta; Hymenoptera; Braconidae
Exons: 6
Coding region: 469-4752 (1427 amino acids)
Source: RefSeq, a predicted model, not a curated record